GCUAAAGCGAUCACGCAAUCGCCAGCCUCUUGCGCCCGCGUGCAAUUGACGAGAAAUUUGGAGCGGCUGCGGGGCCGAUAUAGGGCCCCUCUACUCCGUAAUUGACUUGCCUUCGGCAUAAAGGGUCAGGGUCCAAAAAAGUGUGUUUCUGUUGGUGAUGCUGCUCUCUUCCUAGUGAACACCCAAUUCCAUACCUCGCGAAGACGUUCAGCGAUGGCAGAAGUCAAGCUGAGGACGCCCGAAGAGGCCGUCGCCGCAAUCGCAUACCUCGCGAGCGAUGUCGUUGUCUCAGUGCAGCCGUCAUUGGCCUCGGACUCUGAGUUCUCGACCCUCCUGAAAGCGCUCACCGCAAAGAAGACACCCGGCUUGGUCGCAAAGACCAGCGAUGCCGUGCCAGAGAUCCAGUCUGUGAGGCACAACAACGACCCUCUGCUCUCCGUCUUCACUCCCAUCCGCUCUGGCCGUCUGGUCUCGGUCACGACGACAUCCUCGAUCCUGUUGCCCUCGGUUGCGCACCUCUACAAGCUCGCCAAUUUCCCCGUCGUCCUCCAUGUCGCUCUCUCCCCGAAGACUUUCCCCGACUACACCGCCAUCACAUCCAUCCGGAAUUCGGGGUGGACCAUCCUGCAGUCUUGGUCGCUGCAGGAGGCCCAUGACAUUGCUCUCACAGCCCAUGCCCUGGCCAUCCGCUCCGGCAAGGGCGUCAUCCAUUUUUUCGGCCCCAACUCGAGUGCAAGCCAGGAGCCCAUUGACGCCGCAAACGUCGAUGUCAUCCGCAGUGUCCUGAACUUGGACAAUGUGCGCCGGUUCCAGGCAGCCCCCAUCGGUGGCUCCAACAUCUACGCUGACGAUGGCCGGGUCGCUGUUGUCUCGGAGCAGCCUGAGCCCCUGACCGCGUCAGCGCCUGCCGCGGCCAGCAGUGUUCAAUCUGCUGUCCAAACUGCGGUCAACAGCGUCCAGUCUGUGAUCAGCAGUGUGCAGUCCAGCGUGGUUGACCUUGCCUCCACAACCGUUACUUCUCAGUCAUCCGUCAAGUCCAGCCAGCCGAGCGCGGCUAGUUCCCCCCCAGUGGCAUCAGCCGCGACCACCAUCGAGCCCACGGUGCCCGUCGUCUCUUCCGAAGACAUUUACAAAUAUGCAACCGCCAUCUGGUCGCAGCUCGCUCAUUUGGUCGGGAGGCAAUACAGCGCAUUUGAGUACCGUGGCAAUGCUAAGGCCGAGAACUGCCUGUUUGUUUUUGACUCCGAUGUGGCCCUCUUCUCAGAAGCUAUCGCCCAGGGGAAGGCUAACGACCCAUUCGUCAACGCUGGGCUGAUCGCUCCAAGGUUAUAUCGGCCCUGGCUUGGUGCGAACCUUCUCGCCGCCAUUCCCAAGUCGGUGAAGAGGGUGGCCGUCCUCGAACAAGUGUCAAGGAAGACCACCAAGUGGGGUCCUGUUCUGAUUGACGUCCUGACGUCGGUCAAGAGCGCCGCAGGUGGUAUCGAGACCAUCGUUGGGCAUCAGCUGGGAUACAUUUCCAAGGAUACGGUGCAGCAUGCCCUCCGCGGCGUGUUCCAGAACCUGACCUCCGACAAACCCGUCCAAAACCUGGAGGUUGGGAAGCGGGAAGCGCCCCAACAGGCCUCCGAGCACGGUCUGGAGAGGCCCAAGCUCGAGACGGCCUACAACAAGAUCCUCGAUCAGCUCUUCGGGUCUAGGGCAUACAUCGCCAACUCUCUCGACGCAGAUAACGCCGGUAUCUCCAGCACCAUCUCUGCAACACCCGAGUUCGGCUUCGGGUCGCUGCUGGCAAGGAAAGAGCGGAGACAGAGGUUUGUCGGUGAGGUCAAGGAGGCCGCUAGCUCAGGCCAGUUCCUGACUGAGGUUCCCAAGAGGGCGCUUGCAAAAUGGGUGGCCAACGCCGACGACGUCAAGAAGUCCGAGGAGGCUGCCGAGGAUGCCAUCUCGAAACUCAUUGUUGACAACUCGAGGCUCUCGAAGUCGCUCUUGGAUUGCAAGCACUUCUUCCGGAGACAAUCGCUCUGGCUUGUUGGGUCUGAUGCGUGGUCGUACGACCUCGGUUACUCCGGCGUCCACCACGUCCUUGCAUCAGGCGAGAAUGUGAACAUGCUGAUUAUCGACUCGACCCCAUACUCGGAACGUGCCACCGCCGACGCCAAUCGGCGGAAGAAGGACAUCGGCCUGUACGCCAUGAACUUUGGAAACGUGUAUGUCGCCUCCACGGCUGUGUACAGCUCCUACACGCAGGUCCUGCAGGCCAUGGACGAGGCCGACAAGUUCAACGGUCCUUCGAUUGUCUUGGCCUACCUGCCCUAUUUUGGCGAGCAUGACUCUCCCCUGACUGUCCUUCAAGAGACCAAGAAGGCCGUGGAUAUCGGCUACUGGCCCCUGUACCGAUGGAACCCGGAGAACGAGAAGAAGGGCGAACCCAACUUCUCCCUGGACUCGGAGCGCAUCAAGAAGGAGUUGAAAGAGUUCCUCGACAGAGAUAACCGCCUCACCCAGCUCAUGCGGAGCCAACCACAGUUUGGCGGUGUUCUCUCGGAGGAUUUCGGCACCGAGAUCCGGGCGCAGCAGAAGAGGCAAGCCAAGGACGCGUACAACCAGCUGCUCGAGGGCUUGUUUGGCGCGCCGCUCACGAUCCUGUUCGGUUCAGACAACGGCAACGCCCAAUCUCUAGCGAAGCGGUUGGGCACUAGGGGCAGGGCACGUGGCCUGAAGACAACCGUUAUGGCCAUGGAGGAUUACCCGGUCGAGGACCUGCCGACCGAGGAGAACAUCGUCAUUAUCACGUCGACUGCUGGUCAGGGUGAGUUUCCCCAGAAUGGCAAGCCGCUCUGGGACGCCAUCAAGGACAACACCGAGCUUGACCUGGCUUCCGUCAAGUUCUCCGUCUUUGGCCUGGGCGACAGCCAUUACUGGCCCAGGAAGGAGGACAGGGUCUACUACAACAAGCCCGCCAAGGACCUUGACAGAGUGCUGGCGAACUUUGGCGCGACUAGGCUGGCGGACUUGGGACUCGGAGACGACCAAGAUCCAGAUGGAUACCAGACUGGGUACCAGGAAUGGGAGCCGAAGCUCUGGGAAGCGCUUGGCGUGGCCAACGUCGAGGGCCUGCCGGAGGAGCCGCCCCCGCUUACAAACGAGGACAUCAAGCUCGCGUCGAACUACCUGCGUGGUACGAUCGCCGAGGGGCUCAAGGAUACGUCGACUGGCGCAAUCUCGGCGGCGGAUCAGCAACUGACCAAGUUCCACGGCACAUACAUGCAGGAUGACCGCGAUGUUCGUGACGAGCGCAAGGCCCAAGGGCUGGAGCCUGCCUACUCGUUCAUGAUCCGGUGCCGACUGCCUGGUGGUGUCUCGACGCCGAAGCAGUGGAUCCAGAUGGACGACAUCAGCAACGAGCUCGGCAACGAGACCAUGAAGCUCACGACUCGCCAAACCUUCCAGUUCCACGGUGUCGUCAAGGGAAAGCUCAAGCCUGCCAUGCAGGCAAUCAACCGGGCGCUCAUGACCACCAUCGCUGCCUGCGGCGACGUCAACCGCAACGUCAUGUGCAGCCCCCUGCCCUCGCAGUCACAGUAUCACCGUGAGGUGUAUGCCUGCUCCAAGAAAAUCAGCGACCACCUCCUGCCUUCAACAACGGCGUACCAUGAGAUCUGGCUCACGGACGACGACGACAAGAAGAUGCAGGUGGCCGGUGAGGCGGUGCAGGAUUUUGAACCGCUCUAUGGUCCUACUUAUCUCCCGCGCAAGUUCAAGAUCUCAAUUGCGAUCCCGCCGCAUAACGACGUGGAUGUCUACGCGCACGACAUCGGCCUCAUCGCCAUCAAGGGGAGCGACGGCCACCUGGAGGGCUUCAACUUGCUGGCUGGUGGUGGCAUGGGUGCCACGCACAACAACAAGAAGACGUACCCGCAAGUCGGCCGGAUGCUCGGCUUCGUCAAGACCGACGAGGUACACGUUGCCUGCGAGAAGGUGAUGCUGGUGCAGCGCGACUUUGGCGAUCGCAAGAACCGCAAGCACGCGCGGCUGAAGUACACCAUCGACGACAUGGGCGUCGACGUGUUCCGCGGGAAGGUGGAGGCGUACUGGGGCAAGUCGUUCGAGCCCGCGCGGCCAUUCCACUUCGACAGCAACGUCGACACGUUCGGCUGGACCAAGGAUGAGCACGGCAUGAACCACUUCACCUUCUUCAUCGAGAACGGGCGGAUCGAGGACACGGCCGAGUUCCGGAUGAAGACGGGCCUGCGCGAGAUCGCUAAGGUGCACAAGGGCGAGUUCCGCCUCACACCCAACCAGCACCUCAUCCUCAGUAACGUGGCCGACGAGGACCUCCCCGCCAUCAAGGCGCUUAUGGCCAAGUACAAACUCGACAACCUGCAUUUCUCGGCGCUGCGGCUCAGCUCGUCGGCAUGUGUCGCGUUCCCGACCUGCGGCCUGGCCAUGGCCGAGUCGGAGCGCUAUCUGCCCGUGCUCAUCUCCAAGCUCGAGGCCUGCCUCGAGGAGAACGGCCUGCGCCAGGACUCGAUCGUCAUGCGCAUGACGGGCUGCCCGAACGGGUGUGCCAGGCCGUGGUUGGCCGAAGUUGCCUUUGUUGGCAAGGCGUACGGCGCAUACAACAUGUAUCUUGGCGGUGGAUACCACGGUCAGCGGCUGAAUAAGCUGUACCGGUCGAGUAUCAAAGAGGAAGAGAUUCUGGUGAUCAUGAAGAAUCUGCUCAAGCGGUAUGCGGCCGAGCGGAAUGAGGGCGAGAGGUUCGGGGAUUGGACAAUUCGUGCGGGUAUCAUCAAGGAGACUAAGGAGGGUCGGGACUUCCAUGAGGGGGUUGCCGAAGAAGAGUCGGACGAGGAGUGAGGAAAAGGCUGCAGGGGGGGACAUGCAUUACCUCCGAACAGAGCGGGAGCUUGUAAAUAGAUCAUGUUGCGGGCGGAUUCAUCUUGACUUGAGCACUGCAUUGCAUUUGUUUGUUUCUGUUUCGGAGUCGAUACUCAGCUGCACAUAUUCCACUGUCAAUUUUUCAAUGUUGUCGAUCCUGUCA
This is a messenger RNA of Parathielavia appendiculata, 5041 nucleotides long. RefSeq names its product sulphite reductase hemo protein, beta subunit. The transcript has 3 exons. The record is from RefSeq and is a predicted model, not a curated record. Gene Ontology annotation, biological process: amino acid biosynthetic process; sulfate assimilation. Gene Ontology annotation, molecular function: FMN binding; heme binding; NADP binding. Gene Ontology annotation, cellular component: sulfite reductase complex (NADPH). The coding region runs from base 214 to 4857 and encodes 1547 amino acids. Lineage: Eukaryota; Fungi; Ascomycota; Sordariomycetes; Sordariales; Chaetomiaceae.